CCACCUGUCGAGGUCCACCCGGGUGCUGUCAUGUGAUGCUCGUCGGUCCUCGCUGUGACUUCUCUCUGUCCCUCCAGACGUCAGAUGGUGCUCUGAAGAAGCCAUGGGUAGCUGUCUAAGCUGUCCAGAGAAAGAGUCAGUUCCAGAUAAUCAUCAGAGUAAAUUCAAGGUGAUCAAUGUGGACGACGAUGGGAACGAGCUGAGCUCCGGCGUGAUGGAGGUGACCGAAUCCGAGCUCGUCCUCUACACGCAGCGCCGCAACGUUAUCAGGUGGCCCUACGUGUCCCUGCGCCGCUACGGCUACGACUCCAACCUCUUCUCCUUCGAGUGCGGCCGCCGCUGCCAGACGGGCCAAGGUAUUUUUGCCUUCAAAUGUUCUCGAGCCGAAGACAUCUUCAACAUGCUGCAGGAGGUGAUGCAGAAUCACAGCAUCAACGUGGUGGAGGAGGCGGUGCAGGACCCCAACCAGCAGGGGGCGCUCACUCCUGCAGCUCUGGGUUACUCCGUACCCACGGUGCCUAACGGGGUGAGUCGACUGCCCUCGGUGGGGGAGGCGCCGUCUCACCCGUCGACCCGCCACCCGUCUGUGGCCAGCACCCGUCUGCCGUCUGUGGGGGAGGAGUCUACUCACCCACUGCUGGUGGCAGAGGAGGCGGUGCACACCUACGUGAACACCACAGGGCUCCUGGAGGAGCAGCCCAGCCCGCUCACGGUCACCACUCCCCUGGAGAGCCCCGCCUCCCCGCUGGCCCAGGGUCCCCCCACGCCUCCGCCGCCUCCCAGGGUGCGGGCGGAGCCUCAGGCCCCGCCCACUGAGCUGGAGCCCCAGGUGCUGGUGGAGCUACGUGGGGUGCGCUUCGUGCUGGGCCCCACUCCCGUUCAGAAGAAGAGGCAGCAGGAGCUGCAGGACGCCGCCGAGCCCCAAGAGACUGACAGCCCCGCCCAGACCCCCGCUGAGGGCGAGCCGCCGCCCACACACUCCAACGACUCCUCCUCCUCCAAUCCAUCCACGGCCCCCCGUCGCAAUCGCCCGCCCCCCCUCACCCCCGACGUGCAGAAUGUCAACAACUCGGCCCAGCGGCGCACCGCCCUGCUGGACUACGAGAACCUGCCGGCGCUCCCUCCGGUGUGGGAGGCCAGGAAACCGAGCGGCGAGGAGGAGGGCGGCGCCGCCGACGGUCUGGAGACGCCGUCGCUCAAUGGCUUCGACCUCCACACGCCGUACCCCCUGCUGCCCCACCCGCUGAACCCCGCGCUGUGCGAGCCCUCGCACAACUACGUCAACACGGAGAAUGUGACCGCGCCGCUGAGCGCGCAGCGGCCCGACACGGCCCGCCGCCGCGCCGACGGGCCCACCAUCUUUAACUUUGACUUUCGCCGGCCGCCGCUGCCGGCCAGCGCCGAGGCGCCCAAAAUCCUCAACUACAUCGAGGUGGAGAUGGACCGGAGCGGCGGGAACAAGGGCGCCUCGGACGGCAGCGACCCCCACACGCCCCGCACCCCGACAUCCCCGCUGCCCCCGACCACGCCCACACGACGCACUGAGCCCUACGCUCUCAUUGACAUUGAACGCACCGCCGCCAUGUCCAGCCUGCAGAAAGCGCGGCCGCGGGACGACGGCACGUCGCGCAAGACUAGACACAACAGCACGGAGCUGCCGAGCAAGAGCGCGGCGUGACACGCGCGGAGCCGCACUCGGGCUCCAAACAGACAGGAAACGUGACUUCCUGUGGUCUCACCUGUGCGAGUGAGCUGGUACUAUGUAAUACCUCUGAUGGUGAUGAUGUCACAGACUGCUUUCCCUAUAUGGUACACGUCAGUAUUACUGAACAACAUUCCAUUUAUCUUUUUGUACGAGUCACUGUGCUGCUGUAAGACAACACAAUAAAGGUUCGCUUCUAUUGGUACUCACUGCCAAGA
Messenger RNA from Austrofundulus limnaeus, 1920 nucleotides. Its product is annotated as fibroblast growth factor receptor substrate 2. Gene Ontology annotation, biological process: fibroblast growth factor receptor signaling pathway. The transcript has 5 exons. Gene Ontology annotation, molecular function: fibroblast growth factor receptor binding; transmembrane receptor protein tyrosine kinase adaptor activity. NCBI's taxonomy places the organism in Eukaryota, Metazoa, Chordata, Actinopteri, Cyprinodontiformes, Rivulidae. Gene Ontology annotation, cellular component: cell-cell junction; cytoplasm. The coding region runs from base 104 to 1678 and encodes 524 amino acids. The record is from RefSeq and is a predicted model, not a curated record.